This is a messenger RNA of Aphidius gifuensis, 2272 nucleotides long. RefSeq names its product NADH dehydrogenase [ubiquinone] flavoprotein 2, mitochondrial (gene ND-24). Gene Ontology annotation, molecular function: NADH dehydrogenase activity. Lineage: Eukaryota; Metazoa; Arthropoda; Insecta; Hymenoptera; Braconidae. The record is from RefSeq and is a predicted model, not a curated record. Gene Ontology annotation, biological process: mitochondrial electron transport, NADH to ubiquinone. The transcript has 4 exons. The coding region runs from base 199 to 930 and encodes 243 amino acids.
AACAUGCGCAGUCGUUUCGUUUAAAACCGUCAGCUGACUUGUUGUUGUUCCACUGACGGCUACUCGGCUAGCGAUUGUGUUGGAUUGUGUUUGUGAAUAUUGAAUAAUUUUAAUCCAACAAAAACUGUUUGGUUAAAACAGAUAUAUAAAAAAGUUGAACAUAAAAGUAUUUAAACUAGUAGAAAUUAAAUUUUAAAAAUGCUUGCAACUAUUGGAAAAAAGUGUAGUUCAACGGUUCUCAAGAACAUCAGACAGCUGCAUGUAUCAGCAAGUCAAUCAUCUGAUCAUCUAUUUGUCCACAGAGAUAGUGAACAAGAUAAUCCAAAUAUUCCAUUUGAUUUUAAUGAUGCCAAUAAAAAAAGAAUUGAAGCAAUACUUGCAAUAUAUCCAGAAGGACAUAAACGAGGAGCAAUGAUGCCACUACUAGAUUUGGCACAACGUCAACAUGGAUGGUUGCCUAUUUCUGCAAUGCACAAAGUUGCUGAAAUAAUUGGUGUUUCAAAUAUGAGAGUAUAUGAAGUUGCAACAUUUUAUACAAUGUUUAAUAGAAGACCAAUGGGUAAAUAUCAUGUACAAAUUUGUACAUGUACACCAUGCUGGCUACGAGAUUCUGAUUCAAUUCUUAAAGCUGUUGAAGAAGCAACAAAUUGUAAAGUGGGUGGUACAUCUGAUGAUAAAUUAUUUACUAUAUCUGAAGUUGAGUGCCUUGGUGCAUGUGCAAAUGCACCUAUGCUUCAAGUCAAUGAUGAUUACUACGAAGAUUUGACUGCUGAUACAACUAAAGCUAUUAUUAAUAAAUUAAAAUCUGGUGAUAGACCAACACCUGGUCCACAGACAAAAACUCGUUUUGCUGCUGAUCCAUCUGGUGGUUUAACAUCACUAACAGCCCCACCACCUGGACCCGGUGAAGGUGUCAGAAGUGAUUUAUAAAAAUAUACAAAAUUAUCAUCGUUAAAUUUGCGAUUUGAACAUAUUAGUCGUCUUAUUUAAACUUGUUUAUUCAAAAUUAAAAUCGUAUAAAUUUUCGAAACUAUUGAAAAUUAAUUAUACUCUAUUAUAUUUGAAAUAAUAAUAAUGGCUUUUUCAUUUUUAACAUUCACCCACAAGUAUAUACUACAUAUAUUUCAUAAAAAAAAAAAAAUACUUUUUAUUUUUUCUUUUAUAUAAAUUUUAAAAAGUGUUUCAUUAAAAUAAAUUUUUUCAUUUUCUUAUUUUUUUAUGAUUCACAAGCGAUCGUAAGGCUUCAGAUAUUUUUUCUCUUUUUUCAACUUCAUUAAUUAAAAUUUUUAUUAUUUUACAAAAGCAUAUGAUAUAUUUUUUAAGUUAGAAAAAAAAGAAAAAAAUUAUUAAAUGAAAAAGCAAGAAUAUUUAGGUCAUAAAUGCAUGUUCGUUCAGCCAUAACAAACGUUUGACAUGAGAGCUUUUAUCAGGGUGGGGUUUAAUUUUCCUUCCAGGCAACUUGAUGACUUGCGCUUGCGUAUUAUAUUUAUAACAUAAUUACAUAAUUAUAAAUAAAACGCCUGUGGUAAACACCCAAAUGUGUGUGAUGAUGAUGUUGAUAGUUCAUUCAAUGUCCUUAAAUACAUAUUAACUCUUUAUACUCACGCAAUUACAAAAUAUCUAUUUCAAUCUUAUAAUUAUUUUCUCCAAAAUUUUAAUGACAUCAAGUAUCUCGUAAUAAAAUCAUUUAUAAAAAUUUAAAUUCAUUAUUAUCAUAAAUUUAAUAUAUCAUUUUAAUUUAAAAAUUUAAAAUACUUACUCAAUUUAUUUCACUUUUUAAUUGAAAUUAUAUAUCAAGUUACUAAUUUAAUUUAGUUUAUUUUUUUUCAUUUCUUAAUUUAUUUGUAAAAAAGAGAAAAUAGUCCAUUAAACGUUAAACAUUGCAAUUAUUUCCUGAUGAUAUUUGAAAAAGAAAAAAAAAUAUAAUAUAAUGAAGUUGGAAAGUAAAAUCAAUUGACAAUAAAUUUGAUAAGAUGUAGAAAAUCUAAUCAAGGAAAACGAGUCCUCGGAUACCUCAUUGGAAAUUUUAUUUUACACACUCUCAAACUACUCUUGCAAUUAAUCCUCCUGAUCUCUUUUUCUAUUUUUUUUUUUUUUUCUUUUUUUGUGUUAUUUUUCUCAUCGUAGCAAUUCAAUUUCCACGUGAAGAAGAAUUAAAAAAAAAAAAUUAUCAAGUGGUCUAUUUGCAAUGAAAUUCUUUUGAGAAACAAAUUUUCCAUCUAAUGCUUAAAUGUUCAAAAAAGAAAAACAAAAAAUGAGCAAAAAAAAAAAA